GUCACUGCGUUGCUUACCGAAUAAUCUGGAACGUAUUUCUUGGCCAGACAUUUUUGGUUAAAGCCCAUGUUAAGAAGCUCGACUCAGGGCAGCUCAAAUUCACUUCAGCUCCUCCACUCCCUUUGAGAACAGCAGCCGGACAGCGAUGGAGCUCCGAGGUGUUUGCCUUCUGGUGUGCCUCUUUUCUGUGGUACAAUUGACAACUCAGCAGAACAUCAGACCCAAGAAGAAGCCAGAGAAAGGUAAGAGAACCAGAAGGAAUUUCCCAAUCGCUCCCCAGAUAGAUAGAUAGAUAGAUAGAUAGAUAGAUAGAUAGAUAGACAGACAGACGAUAGAUAGAUAGAUGAUAGAUAGAUAGAUGACAGACAGAUAGAUAGAUAGAUGAUAGAUAGAUAGAUAGAUAGAUAGAUGAUAGAUAGAUAGAUAGAUGAUAGAUAGAUAGAUAGAUAGAUAGAUAGAUAGAUAGAUAGAUAGAUAGAUAGAUGAUAGAUAGAUAGAUAGAUAGAUAGAUAGAUAGAGAUAGAUAGACAGACACACAGACAGACAGACAGAUAGAUGAUAGAUAGAUAGAUAGAUAGAUAGAUAGAUAGAUGAUAGAUAGAGAUAGAUAGAUAUAGAUAUCGAUAGAUAGAUAUAGAUAGAUAGAUACACACACACACACACAAGCAUUCAACGGUGUUUCUCCCACUGAGUUUGUAUAGUUUAGCAAAAGCUGCAUGUGUAAAUGGGUGUCAUCUGUGCCCUGCUGUCUAUUUCAUCCUUUCCUGUGUUGAAAUGACUCUCCAAACAGGGUUUAUUAAAAGGUCAAGAAACAGUAACACUUAUUAUCACCCCUUUUCCCUUAUCCACGCUAUCUAGCCCAGCGGUUUCCAAUUAGCUAAGUACUGCAGACCCCCUGUUUUUAUUUUCUUUUUUUUUACUAUAAUUUUUAUUAAAUAUUUCUAAUUCACAUUUCAAAAUAUUCAUUUAAACCACCUUAAAUCAAUGACUUCCCUCCUUCUCUUUCCAUAGUUCAUUUUGCAUACCAUACAUGUUCUACAUGAACUAAACCAUUCGGUAAUCCGUUGUUACAUCCAUCAAAACUUAUUUACACUGUUGAAUUUAUCUUAAUGCUACCAGCGUUUCACCCAUAUAUUCAGUAAACAUUUCCAAUCUUCUUUGAACAUAUGUUCUUCUUGUUCUCUUAUUCUUAUGUUAAAUCUGCAAGCUGUAGCGUAUUCCAUCAGUUUAAGUUGUCAUUCUUUUUAGUUGGGACUUCGCUCGAUUUUCAUUUUGGGGCUAACAGAACACGGGCUGCAGUAGUGGCAUAAAUAAAUAACCUUUUUUUGACAGACCCCCUGUUUUUUCAAAAGCCAAGCCACGGGCCCCCUACUUUUGAAAAUUUCAAUAUAUCUAUGGUGCUCUUUGUUAUGUGAAUGGGUUUUGCAGACCCCCUGGGGUCCUCGGGACCGCUAGUUGGGAACCACUGAAAAUAAUAAUAAUAAUAAUAAUAAUAAUAAUAAUAAUAAUAAUAAUUGUACCCUGCCCAUCUAACUGAGUUGCCCCAUACCUUCCAGGUAUGACUGUAUAUGACAGUAAUCUAAAUUGGGUUUUGCAGUAUUGCAUGGCAGACUGGAAGAGAUCAAGGCAGAUUUUUUUCCUGGUUUUGUGGCAGAGCCUUCAGAUCACAACCAGUGUGUGUUUAAAUAAGCUCGUGCACAAUAUGUGCAAAUCGCAUUACUAACUAGAGGGGGGCAUGUGACCUGCUUUGCAGAGUAGUCGUCUAUUUUGAAAAGCUGUCUGGUCCAAGUCCAGGUUAAAAAUGAAGAACCACAAGAAAGAAGAACGAGGAUCAUGUCGCAUUCAUAGAAUCAUAGAAUGGUAGAGGCGGAAGGGGUCCCCAAGGGUCAUCUAGUCCAACCCCCUGCAAUGCAGGAAUCUCAGCACCCGGUCUCCCAUCCAAUUUGAAACCAGACCAGACCCUGCUUAGCUUUGCAAAUGUGCUAGCAGUUUUAUUGCUGCACCUAAGGCUGGUAGCUAGAACAGUUGCACACAUACUGGGGACAAGCAGGGUGUGAUUUAAAACAGAUAAUAUUGCGAUGAAUGAUGGCUAGGCUACGGCACCGCAAUGUAGACAUUUAUUAUUAUUAUUAUUAUUAUUAUUAUUAUUAUUAUUAUUUAUACCUCGUCCAUCUGGCUGGGUUUCCCCAGCCACUCUGGGUGCCUCCCAACAGUAAUAAUAAUAAUAAUAAUAAUAAUAAUAAUAAUAAUAAUAAUGUGAUAAAAAUGUGUAUUGAUAAGAGGAGCCAAACUAAUAAUGACAAAUUUAAAAUUAGUGGAACCCAUUAAAGUUAAUUGAGCAAUGACUUAAAGCAUCCACAUCUCAUUCUUUGCUUUUCUAUUUUUAAGACCCACUUGUAAUUCUUGCUUUUUAACAGGCGAUAAUUGACAUUUGAUAGAUGCCUAUGAUUAUAAAAAUAAGGUUAUCAAGUUUGAGGAAAUUUUAGGUUCCAUGUGAACCAUAUACAGAAACUGUUCCCCCAGUACUUUUUAUAACCACAUUUAGAUAUUUGGGCUUCUUUUGUUUUUAUAUUUCAGGGUCUGUGGAACAUCCUGCCACAACAACAUUUCUCCACAUGCUCUUAUGUUGCAUGGAUUAACUAUUCAGAUGUUGUUCACACAUGCACAAACCGCCUCAGGCAACCUUUUUUUUAAGAGCCAAAAGGCAGUGUAGAAAUAAUUUUAAAAGGCUGAGGCCAACUUGGAAAGUUCUGUUGGAAUCCUGGAAUCCAAGACCCAAGUUUGGAGCACAUAGUCUUUGGUGAGAAGAACUCCUGAAGAAAUUUAACAUUGCAAUACAUGCAGCAAAGGAAGGCAUGGAAAUAUAGGCUGUAAAACCUGCAUUUCCAGUGAACCCCAAAAUUGUCCCUUUUAAUGGUUCUUUCCAAAGUAUCCCACUUCCCUAGCACACAGAUAGACUUCACAUUUAGUAAGCCAUAAAAUGCUUUACUUACAAGACUCUUCAAAGCUCAGAUUCAUGUGUUUUUCCAUACAGCAGUCAGAAAAGACACACAGGCAAUAAAAUGUUGCUUGGUUACAAAAUAGCAGAAGUUCCUAAACUACAGGUAUACAAAAACACUAGUUUCAUAUUCCGUUCUUGCCUGAAACAAGAGAGGCUGGUUAAAGCCAUGCGGCUGAGCUGAAGCAACCAGCUCAGACCUCCUCACACACCAAAUCCACAUGUAGACUGAGUACAACAAAAGGUUUGGUUGCCCAUUUCCUUCUGAGGUGAGGGGAAGUGACCUAGGCUAAGCCUGGCAGGUCAGCUUACUCUAUGGCAUUAACCCCUUCAUGUGUUAAUUAGAAUCAAUCAUGCUGGUUAUAUGGGGCUGGUUCCUGACCACUGUUUUACACAGGCCUUAUUUAUUUGUAAUGGUCAGUUGUCUUGCAAGAACCAUGAUGUAGAACACAGUGGUACCUUAGUUUUCAAACGCCUCCAUAGUCGAACAUUUCGAAACUUGGAACGCCGAAAACUUGGAAGCAAGUGCCUCAGUUUUUGAAUGCGACUCGGAAGUCGAACAGGGAACACGGUUUCCAUUUUGAGUUUUCCGUAUUGAGGCUUCCGCUUUCAGUUUUCAAAUGAUUCGGAACUUGAAUGGACUUCCAGAACGGAUUACAUUCGAAAACCGAGGUACCACUGUACUUAAUUGAACAAAACAUACCCGCUGCCUUGUGGGACAUCUUCGGGAGAAGAAAAGGCGAAGGAGUAAACCCUACACAAUUCUGAAGUGGAGUCCCUAAGAUAGUUGGAUGGCAUCUUCUAUGCCUCCCUUGGACAACUCCUGCAGCCAAGCUGGUGCCAAACGUAUCAGUCCUCUGCUUUCCUUUAGUCCACAUCAUUGAGACCAAGAGGUCAGAUUAUCUGGACAGCCCAGGAUCUCCAAACACACUGCCCAGGCUUGCACCCCAUGAAGGUCACUUCAGUGCUGAUAAUGCAGUAGAAACUACGCAGGAGGCAGCAGUUACAAAUUUCUGGUCUCUGCCUCCAAAGCAGGUGCUGUAAUUCUCCAGCAGUUUGAUUUCACCCCUGGAGGCACAGACAAAUGACAACAACAACAAAACAUAAUGUAGCAUUAGGUAAAGGUACCCUGAACAUUAGGUCCAGUCGCAGACGACUCUGGGGUUGCGGUGCUCAUCUCGCUUUAUUGGCUGAGGGAGCCGGCGUACAGCUUCCGGGUCAUGUGGCCAGCAGGACUAAGCCGCUUCUGGCGAAACCAGAGCAGCGCACGGAAAUGCCGUUUACCUUCCCGCUGGAGUGAUACCUAUUUAUCUACUUGCACUUUGACAUGCUUUUGAACUGCUAGGUUGGCAGGAGCAGGGACCGAGCAACGGGAGCUCACCCCAUCGCGGGGAUUCGAAACACCAACCUUUUGAUCGGCAAGCCCUAGGCUCAGUGGUUUAGACCACAGCGCCACCCGUGUCCCUUAAUAUAGCGUUAUUGAAGGUAAAAAAGGGUAAAGGACCCCUGGACGGUUAAGUCCAGUCAAAGGUGGCUAUGGGGUUGUGGCGCUAAUCUCACUUUCAGGCCAAGGGAGCUGGUGUUUGUCCACAGACAGCUUUCCGGGUCAUGUGGCCAGCAUGACUAAAUUGCUUCUGCGCAACAGAACAUCAUGGCAGAAGCCAGAGCACACAGAAAUGCCGUUUACCUUCCUGCCACAGUGUUACCUAUUUAUCUACUUGCACUGGUGUGCUUUCAAACUGCUAGGUUGGCAGGAGCUGGGACAGAGCAACAGGAGCUCAUCCUAUCGCGGGGACUCGAGCACCAACCUUCUGAUCCACAAGCCCAAGAGGCUCAGUGGUUUAGACCACAGCGCUACCCGCAUAAUUCAAACAGAACAUAUUAAGAUGAGGGCAUUGUGCCACAAAUAUAAAGCAUAUUGAUAUAAAAGAGGCAAAGCAUAUAAAGUAGUUGGAAAGGAAAGAAAGAGUAGGGAAUGUUGAAAAGUUGCUAGGAAUACCAGUUUCUAACCAACUUCCAUGGAAGUGAUACACAGCAAAGGUGGGACAUUUUACUGCAUGGACCUGUUACGAAUUACUGAUUCCAUCUAUUGCGAACUCUCUCUAUAACAAACGCUGCAUAAUACGCUGCUUUCUUCUUUGUUCAUUUGUUAUAUUGCCAAUGAGGGAGGAAGUUCGGGUUCCAUUCAUAAAUAUGAUUGCAUUCAUUCUGUGUAGGCAGACAUGAUCAUCAAUCUCUUCGUUUGCUCUGCAGAUGUUGUGAGCCUCAAAAUGUUUGAAGACCUGAAGGAGCAGUUAGAGAAUAUCUCCCAGGAGGUGGCUCUGCUAAAGGAAAAGCAAGCACUUCAAACAGGUACAAAACCCAAUGGCCUAUAAUUUUUCAUACGCCACAAAAUGGCCUCACUUUGUGAAAUAAGGCUAUUUAUGACAUAACAUUAAGCCGUGAUGUGUUAGCUAAAAUGUGGUUUAUUUGUAUUUCCAGUACAUUAACAUUAACUGUUCAGUAACCAUAGGUUGUUUGGGAUCAAUAAAUCUGGAUUUUAAACUACAAUACGAAGCACCAUAGUUUGCACUAACUAGUUUCCCAUUGUGCUAAAGCUCAGAUGUACUGAUUUGUUCUGUUGCUGCAUUCUCACACCCUGCCUGGUUGCAGAGAUGGAAAGGGAGAGUGGUUAGAAAACAAAAUCACUCCCGCAUUUUAAAAGACUCUGUCUGUCCACUUCCCUAAUGUCAGCCUCUGCGGGUCAGGCAUCCAAGCUCCGAAACCAGCUUGCAAGCGCAGAAAAAGCACAAGAGCUUUUGUAGACAGAUGCUUAAUGUUGUUAUCCUCGCUCUAGGAGUGAAGUGAACAGUAUUGUUCAAAGUGACAUAUGCAAACAGCUGAAGGCAAUUUUGCAGCUUGCAUUGCAUUUCCUCUCAAUCAGUGCUCUAAACAUGUGUGAUAUGCUGUGUCCUCCAUUCUUUGUUGACCAGGGAGCAGGCUCAAAUGAUUCACAUUGUCCCAGGGCAGCUGUUUACCUGCUCCACCUGGUACGCAGGUUGAGACCCUACCUGCCUGCGGACUGUCUUGCCAGAGUGGUGCAUGCUCUAGUUAUCUCCCGCUUGGACUACUGCAAUGCGCUCUAUGUGGGGCUACCUUUGAAGGUGACCCGAAAACUACAACUAAUCCAGAAUGUGGCAGCUAGACUGGUGACUGAGAGUGGCCACUGAGACCAUAUAACACCGGUCCUGAAAGACCUUCAUUGGCUUCCAGUACGUUUCCGAGCACAAUUCUAAGUGUUGGUGCUGACCUUUAAAACCCAAAAUGGCCUCAGCCCAGUAUACCUGAGGGAGUGUCACCACUUCCAUCGUUCAGGCCGGACACUGAGAUCCAGUUCUGAGGGCCUUCUGGCAGUUCCCUCACUGCGAGAAGUGAAGCUACAGAGAACCAGACAGAGAACCAGACAGAGUGGCACCCGUCCUGUGGAAUGGCCUCCCUCCAGAUGUCAAGGAAAUAAACAACUAUCUGACUUUCAGAAGACAUCUGAAGGCAGCCCUGUUUAGUGAAGUUUUUAAUGUUUGAAGUUUUAUUCUGUGUUUAAUAUCCUGUUGGAAGCCGCCCAGAGUGGUUGGGGAGGCCCAGCCAGAUGGGCGGGGUAUAAGUAAUAAAUUAUUAUUAUUAUUAUUAUUAUUAUUAUUAUUAUUAUUAUUAAUGUUUUCACCCCCUCUGUACUGCAGCAGGGGUCACUAACAUCAUAUGGCACAUGCUGAGGACUGCACCUCUUCAGAUGGACCAUGGCCGGUCCCUAAAUCCCUCUGGCUCCGCCACAUUCAUGUUGAUUCCUGUUCCUCUCCAUACUGAGUGACUGAGGAAUGAGAGGACCAAGGAGGCGCAACCUUUGAGGCACCUCAUCUUCUCCCUCUGCCUGGUUGUGUGGUUUAGGUCCAAAGGAAUAGGGCAGUAGCAGCAGUGUGGAGGAGAAGGACCCAUUCAGAAAAGGUGGCCCGCUGAAGGACUCUUCUCCAAGGCCUCCCCAAAACGUGGAGAGCAAACCAGCACUGACUACCAUUCACAAGGACAGAUGUGAUUCCAAGACUCUCAUCCAGGGGCAGAUCUACUUUGAAACUAAUGAGUUGUAAGCCCCUAAUUCUAGAGGGGUCCCAGACAUUGCUUAAAAUUUUAAGGUCUAGUAGACCCAAUUUGAGUCGCAUGACUCAAAAUGAUUACUUUUUCGUUGUCAACUGUUAAGUUGUGGGUGAACCUAUCAGACGACAGAGCGAUUCUUCAAACAGCUCUUGUUUAUUCACAGGCCAGAACAGAACUGAACUGAAGGGUUCAGCCAGCCUGCUUAUAUAGAGCUCCAGUACAACGUAACUGUAACAAUUUUCUGAAACUAUUCAAUCACUGAACGUCACUUUCGAUCCCUUAUUUGCAUAACUAUCUACAGUAUCCCCCUGCUGGCCCAGGGUGAGAACUUCAGUACAUAACAUCAACAAUCCCAAAGUUUGAGAGUCAGUAGCACAGAUGUCAUAAAGGUUUAGUGAUCUGUUGUGGAACAAUCCCGUUGAAGAAGAUGACAGCGGUUGCCCGGACCUCAUCGCUGGUUGCGAAGAGGCCCACAUAACAGUUCAAGCUUCAGGGCUCCACCCCCCAAAAAUGUAGGUCCGCCACUGCUCUCAGCAUCCUUUUUUAAGUCUAAUGCAGUGUUUCUCAAAUUUGGUUGUUUUUGGACUACAACUACCAUCAUCCCUAGCUAGCAAGACUGGGAUAAUGGGAAUUGUAGUUCAAAAACAGCUGGAGACCCAAGUUUUUGGGAAACCCUGCUCAAAUGGAAAGAGUAAGAAAUGCUUUCCUUGCAGAUACACCGAACAGAGCUAGUACAGUGGUACCUUGGUUUGCGAACUCAAUCUGUUCUGGAAGUCCGUCCAACUUCCGAAACGUUUGCAAGCCAAGGUGUGGCUUUUGGUUGAGAGAGAGAGAGAUAAAACUUUAUUCGCAUUAGCCAAUGGCCAUAGCAACAUUAAAACAUUACAGUGUACGCAGAAAAGGAAAUUUGAUAUAAAAGCACAAUUUAAAGUCCUGAAUCAGCAGUCAGUUAGUGGCCCUUGCCCCUGCUAUGAACCUAGCAACCUUUGCUGUUAUCUGCUCAUUUUGAUGUGAUAGAAGAAAAGACAUUGUGGCAGUGGUUGAGCGCCCUGGGAUGGUUAGUAGGAGUGGGGUGACGAUCUCGUUCCUCAGGUCUUUGUAGAGAGUACAGGACAGGAGGACGUGUGCCGCUGUUUCAGUGCUGCCAUCUCCACAGGGACAAAGACGUUUCUCAGGCAGGAUCUUUUGGAAUCAACCCUCAAGUACUGCAGAUGGCCAAACAUCCAGUCUUGCAAGUGUAAAAGCACUUCUGUAUUUUGGGAUAAUAAGUUUGUGCAGAUAUGGGGCCAGAGAAUCAAAGUGGAGAGGUGGAAACUGAACAUACCAAGGGCAGAAUUUCCUUACAGUGGCCAGGUUAUUCUGAUGCUCAAUAUCUUUUAGACGUUGACCAAUUAGAUUGUUUGCUUUAGUGGGGCCCAUAGUGAGUAGGUGUUGCGGGGAUAGGCCACAAGAGUAAAGUUUUUGAUAGACGGUUUUAAGCCAGGCACUUUUAUGGGAGUCUUGCAGUACAGUACUAUGGAUAGUAAACCGGGGGGAUUUGACGGCCUCUGGUUAGCUGAUUGGCCCUGGAAACAACGGCGACAGCCGAAAGAGACGUUUGGCUUCCAAAAAAUAUUUGCAAACUGGAACACUUACUUCCGGGUUUGGGAGCUGAUUUGUUCGGAAGCUAAGCCAUUCAGGAACCAAGGUACCACUGUAUUGCACUCCAAAGCACAUGGUUCCUUUUCUGACUCCACUGUCUCCCCGCACCACCUCCUCCCCUUUUUGUCUCUCGCUAGUUUGUCUGAAAGGCACCAAGGUCAACCUGAAGUGUUUCCUGGCUUUCCCCAACGCCAAGACCUAUCACGAAGCCAGCGAAGAUUGCAUCUCUCAAGGCGGCACCCUCAGCACCCCUCAGACGGGAGACGAAAACGACGCUCUGUACGACUACAUGAGGAAGAGCAUCGGGGCCCAGUCGGAAAUCUGGCUCGGCAUCAACGACAUGGCCGCCGAAGGGAGAUGGGUAGACAUGACAAGUACCAGCAUCGGCUUCAAGAACUGGGAAACAGAGAUCACCACUCAGCCUGAUGGUGGGAAACUGGAAAACUGCGCCACGUUGUCGGGGGUCGCCACUGGCAAGUGGUUUGACAAGAGGUGCAGAGAUAAGUUGCCAUAUGUGUGCCAGUUCAUGAUAGUUUAACGGUGGGACUCCCGCUGUGGACAAGGAGGUCAAGGCGUUCCACUUGGCCCCAGGAAAAGAGCUGAACAAAAAUAUGUAACUCAUACAUACCCUCAUAUACUCUUGGCAGAUAAACAUGGCUUGGCAGAACAAGUUACAUCUGUGCUGCCAUUUUAAUCGGCUAAAAACUACAUUCCGCUCAGUAGCAGCUACGUUUUUCUCACUGAGGCAUGAGUUAUAGAUAUCUGUAUUUUUUACAUCCAAAGCCUAAUAGGAUGACUUCAUUAGUCGAGCGGUGUUUCAACUUUGCCAAAAUAAUACGAUCCUUAAGACUCAUUAGUUGUUUGUUGCAUGUACUCUUCCUGCCGACCCUUUUUCUUUCCUGCUGAUUGCACCAAAUUAAAGCAGUUUUUUCAGAAUUGUCCUUAUUAUCAUCUUUGGGGGGACGCCAAACCGAAAGUGCUUUAGCACAGCUGCCUUUCAUUAAACGUUACAGCUCCUUAUGGCCAAAUUAACCCAAAUAAAUCCAUCGCACACCUUUUGUUCCACUGAAAUAAGAGUUCGGUAGAGUUGUCUCAGCCUAAGUUAUAAUACUGGACAAUACUGGUGUAAAGAGGAAGGGAGGGGCGGUGCUAUCGAGAGCUUUCACUCUGUUGUGCAGAAAAAUAAAGAUAAUUUUUUUAUUUAAAAAAA
Messenger RNA from Podarcis lilfordi (Lilford's wall lizard), 9974 nucleotides. Lineage: Eukaryota; Metazoa; Chordata; Lepidosauria; Squamata; Lacertidae. The record is from the annotation of a GenBank genome assembly.